Molecule: messenger RNA, 1092 nt
Organism: Hevea brasiliensis (rubber tree)
Lineage: Eukaryota; Viridiplantae; Streptophyta; Magnoliopsida; Malpighiales; Euphorbiaceae
Product: zinc finger BED domain-containing protein RICESLEEPER 2-like
Exons: 4
Coding region: 1-1092 (363 amino acids)
Molecular function (GO): protein dimerization activity; DNA binding
Source: RefSeq, a predicted model, not a curated record
AUGGCUGUUGAGAUUUGUUUGGUAAAUUGGGGGAUUAAGAGAGUGUUUACAAUAAUUGUUGAUAAUGCUAGUUCAAAUGAUGUUGCUAUUGCGUAUUUGAAAAAGAAAUUAGUUGGUUGGGGGUUUAGCAUUUUAAAUUGCAAGUGGAAUUCCACUUAUUUGAUGUUAAAUGCUGUACAAAAGUUUGAAAAUGCAUUUUAUAGAUAUGCUACGAUAGAUCCAUGCUUUAAGCUUGAUCUUCAAUCAGGAUCUAGAUAUGUCACUUCUAAUAUAUUUUUUAAUGAGAUUAGUUCAGUUGAUUGUUUAUUGCAAGAGUGGCAAGGGAGUGACAAUAUGGAGUUGGCAUGUAUGGGUGAUAGGAUGAAGGUGAAAUUUGAUAAAUAUUGGGGGGAUCCUGAUAAGAUGAAUAAAAUAAUUUAUAUUUCAGUGGUGGUUGAUCCUCGAUAUAAGAUGGAAUUUAUGAAAUUUUCUCUUUCAACUGUGUAUGGGAAAGAAAAGGGGAUGGAGUUAGCAAAGAAAAUUAAAUUGGUUGUAUAUGAAUUGUUUGAUGAAUAUAAGAAAAUUUUUCAAGUUGAAAAUGGAAGUGGUAGCACUGUUAUUAGAAAUACAAGCGAAAACAAUAAAAGUGAAGGAACAAAAAAGAAAUCAAGGUUGAAUAUGGGGGAUCAGUUCUUGAAGUAUAAAAUAGAGAUUGGAGAAGCUAACAAUGAGUCUGAUCUAGAUUGCUAUCUGAAUGAGGGUAUUAAAGUGGUGGAUGAAAAAGAAGAAUUUGAUAUAUUAAAAUGGUGGCAACUUAAUUCCAGUAGGUUUUCCAUCCUUUCAAUCAUGGUAAGAGAUAUACUUGCAGUACCUAUAUCUACAGUUGAUUCAGAAUCAACCUUUAGUACUGGAGGUAGAGUACUGGAUCCUUUUAGGAGUUCUUUAACUCCUAAAAUUGUUAAAGCUUUAAUAUGCGCACAAGAUUGGUUGCGGAAAUCCCAUUGCUGCAAAUCUAUUGAAGAACAAUUAGCAGAUCUUGAAAGGUUUGAAGAGGUAUUUGCACUUUGUGAAAUAAGUAGCACCAAUGGAAACAUUGUGAAUUUGGAUGGUUGA